Molecule: messenger RNA, 740 nt
Organism: Arvicola amphibius (Eurasian water vole)
Lineage: Eukaryota; Metazoa; Chordata; Mammalia; Rodentia; Cricetidae
Gene: Erich4
Product: glutamate rich 4
Exons: 2
Coding region: 7-420 (137 amino acids)
Source: RefSeq, a predicted model, not a curated record
CAGACCAUGGAGCUGUGGGUGCAGUUGAAGCAGGCUGGACUGGAGCUCCUUGGAUUGUCUCCACUUCCCCAGGCGCUAAGGAUGCCCCCACCAGAGGGGAACCCUGGACAGACCCUUCUAUCCUCAGGGACAGAACUUGGGAGUGCCAGGGGGCCACUGCUGUGGAUCUGGGAGGAGCUGGGGAACCUGCGCCGAGCAGAUUUCCAGCUGUUGGGACAGCUGUGUCACCUGGGACUGGAGAUGGGGGCCCUGCGGGAGGAGCUGAUCACCAUCCUGGAAGAGGAUGAGGAAGCAGCGGAGGAGGAAGAGGAGAGCUGUGUUGAAGAAGAGGAUGAAGGGCCUCAGGGGAAGCAGGAAGAGGGACAUCCAGGGGUCUCCUAUCCAGCUCUGUGCCUCCCUGACUUUGAGAUAACCAUCUGAGGUGAUGGAGUUUGACACAUAAAUGAGAUGCAAAUUUAUGCAAAAGCAAGAGGAGAUUCGGGUCCAAUCAGACAGAAUCAAUGGUGUUCCUUCAGCAGGCUGUUCUCAGGAGAUUCUGACAGUGGAGCCUGGAGAUGUGGGCCGGUUUGACUGUAGGUUCGGCAUAGAAGCCAUAGCUCUAUGUGCAGAAAUGUUCCCAGUGUGGCCUGGAGAGCCAGUGAUUGGCAAAAGUGAUGGAGAUGUUGGCAGACAGGAUGGAAGGUCAGUUCAGCCUAGUGUGGUAGAUGUCAUGGCUAUUGAGCGACUGAGACAUCACAAGU